Messenger RNA from Patella vulgata (common limpet), 965 nucleotides. RefSeq lists its product as uncharacterized. NCBI's taxonomy places the organism in Eukaryota, Metazoa, Mollusca, Gastropoda, Patellidae. The coding region runs from base 3 to 914 and encodes 303 amino acids. The transcript has 3 exons. The record is from RefSeq and is a predicted model, not a curated record.
UCAUGCUUCAUUUGUGUUUAUAUCUGACAUCUUAUUUAUCAUGCUACCUGUGUGGGGACUGGACUGGAAACAAUAUUCAACUUCAUAAUUUAUUUAUGUUCUGUUUUUCUAACGCGUUCUUUGUUCUUAUAUAUGGUAUAUCCGUCUUGGCAGUAAAGGGCACUAGUUGUAAAAUGUCGAGAUAUAAAGAAAUGGUGUUGAUAGUCCAGGGAAUUAUCUGGAUAUCUGGUAUAAUUUUAGCAUCGGGUACUUGCCCAGCGAGGGUUUGGAAAAAGAUUCCUUUAGCUGGCAAACUCUUUUCUGGUAUAACUUCGGAGACAGCUGUGCUCUCAGUAAAAGGCUGUGCUGAGAAAUGUACAGAGGCAGUCAAUUGUAAAUCAUUCGGUUUCAAUACUGCUAGCAAGAAAUGCUACCUGUAUGAUGUUUUAAUAUGGGCUGGUGGACUAAGUGCAGAUGAGGCGGACGUGGUGUAUUAUUGGGCUCUUAAAGACCGAUGCCCAACCAAUCUUGGUUAUACUCAAGAUUCGAGUGGAUCAACGUGUGCCAAACUCUUCAGCGAUGUUAAAACAUGGGAGGAUGCUAUGAAGGAAUGCGACCAGCAUGACGGCCAUCUCUUUCUGGUCGAUGCUCCAUUCAAAAAAGAUUUAAUUUUAAAUCUCACACAAAAUUCCAGCUCUACUUACACGUAUCUUGGAGCAACAGACGGAAAUAUAGAAGGCGACUGGAAAUGGCUAAAUGGUGUUACGAUUCCAAUCGCAUCACCAAGCGAAUGGAUACCGGGUCGUCCUGACAAUUAUGGAAACUCCCAACAUUGUAUGGCGUUUAAAAAAGAAAGUGGAAGUAGUGGACUGGAUGAUCGAGACUGCGCUGACCCGAGUCCGUUUAUUUGUGAAAUACCCAUGAAUGAAGGAUAAAAUCAAUAUUGAAAUCUUGCUGUUUGAAUAAUAAAGAUGUUCAGUAUAAUA